CCAGAAUCCACCAGGUUCCAGAUUCUGAUGAGCACGCUGAGGUCGGCGCGGAGGGGCCUCUGGGAAAGGGCAACGCGCAAGCGCAGUUCAGCUCCCGGCUGCAGACUCCAGCUCAUUGUGUUCUGACUGCGAUGUGGCGCUUGCAAUCUCUCGCCGCCGGCAGAGGCUCCUCGAAGAGCGACACGGGGGUGACCAGGCACGGUGGUCAAAGCCGCAGAGGGAGAGCGGGAGCGGUCGUGAGGUCGUCUGGGGAGAAGGGCGGAGGCAAAGCCGAGGAGGUGCGGUUGUGGUCCCUUCUGGAGGACGCUGAUCCAAUGCCCCAAACUUCCCGGAAUGUGUGUAGACCCUUCUAGCCUGAGGAGUUCUGCAGGUGUGAAGCUCCACAUCUGCCUCCAUAGCACUUUGCCUGUCCCUAAGAGGGCUCAUCGGAGAAGAAGAAUGGCUGUCAGCCACCUGCCAACCGUGGGCCAGGAAUCGGUGACCUUCAAGGAUGUGGCUGUACUCUUCACCCAGGAAGAGUGGGGGCAGCUGAGCCCAGCCCAGAGGGCCCUGUACAGGGACGUGAUGCUAGAGAACUACAGCAACCUGGUCUCACUGGGACUCUUAGGACCCAAACCAGAUAUGUUUUCCCAGCUAGAAAAAAGGGAAGUGUGGAUGCCAGAGGAUACCCCUGGAGGCUUCUGUCUUGACUGGACGACCCAGCCUGCCAGUAAGAAAUCUACUCUCAAGGUGGCGAUUCCUGAAGAAGAAUUGGGCCAAUGGACAAUAAAGGAAAGAUUCAGCAGCAGCAGUCACUGGAAGCGUGCUAGCCUGCUGGAGUGGCAGUGUGGAGGCCAGGAGAUAAGUCUGCAGCGAGCGGUGCUCACUCACCCCAGCACCCCAUCUGGGAUUGGUGAACAGGAAUGGGAUGAAUCUGGCAGCACUAUGAGCUCAUCUCUUCACAGUGCUCAAAGUCAGGGAUUCCAGCCUCGCAAAAAUGCCUUUGAGUGUAGUGAGUGUGGGAAAGUCUUCUCUAAGAGUUCAACUCUUAAUAAACAUCAGAAAAUUCAUACUGAAAAAAUCCCAAAUCAGAAAAUUCAUGUUAAAGAGAAAAGAUAUGAAUGUAGAGAAUGUGGGAAAGCCUUUCACCAGAGUACGCACCUUAUCCAUCACCAAAGAAUUCACACUGGCGAGAAACCCUAUGAAUGUAAGGAAUGUGGCAAGGCCUUCUCAGUGAGCUCCUCACUUACGUACCAUCAGAAAAUUCAUACUGGAGAGAAGCCUUUUGAAUGCAACUUAUGUGGGAAAGCUUUUAUCCGAAAUAUACACCUUGCCCAUCAUCACAGAAUACACACUGGAGAGAAACCUUUUAAAUGUAACAUUUGUGAAAAAGCCUUUGUGUGCAGGGCACAUCUUACCAAACACCAGAAUAUCCAUAGUGGAGAGAAACCCUAUAAAUGCAAUGAAUGUGGAAAAGCCUUUAAUCAGAGCACAAGUUUUCUUCAGCAUCAGAGAAUCCACACUGGAGAGAAACCCUUUGAAUGUAAUGAAUGUGGGAAGGCCUUCAGGGUGAACUCUUCCCUUACUGAACAUCAGAGAAUUCAUACUGGAGAGAAACCUUACAAAUGUAAUGAAUGUGGGAAAGCUUUCAGGGAUAAUUCGUCCUUUGCACGACAUCGGAAAAUUCACACUGGAGAGAAACCAUACAGAUGUGGCUUGUGUGAGAAAGCCUUCAGGGAUCAAUCAGCACUAGCCCAGCAUCAGAGGAUUCAUACCGGGGAGAAGCCUUAUGCAUGCAACAUAUGCGAAAAAGCCUUCAGUGACCAUUCAGCCCUCACCCAACACAAGAGAAUUCAUACCAGAGAAAAACCUUACAAAUGUAAAAUCUGUGGGAAAGCCUUUAUCCGAAGCACCCACCUUACUCAACAUCAGAGGAUUCACACAGGAGAGAAACCCUACAAAUGUAACAAAUGUGGGAAAGCGUUUAACCAGACUGCAAACCUCAUUCAGCAUCAGAGACAUCAUAUUGGAGAAAAGUGACAUGAGUGCAGUUUGUCUGGAAGACCUUU
Messenger RNA from Rhinopithecus roxellana (golden snub-nosed monkey), 2048 nucleotides. Its product is annotated as zinc finger protein 454. Gene Ontology annotation, biological process: regulation of transcription by RNA polymerase II. Gene Ontology annotation, molecular function: DNA-binding transcription factor activity, RNA polymerase II-specific; RNA polymerase II cis-regulatory region sequence-specific DNA binding. The record is from RefSeq and is a predicted model, not a curated record. The coding region runs from base 334 to 2019 and encodes 561 amino acids. NCBI's taxonomy places the organism in Eukaryota, Metazoa, Chordata, Mammalia, Primates, Cercopithecidae. The transcript is spliced from 6 exons.